AUGGCGGCGGUGCUGGCCUGCGGGAGUGGGGAGGGGGCAGGGAACAGAGACCGGCCUCGUCGAGAAACUGAGGCACGGCCAUUCGGAUACUACAUGGGCUGGACCGGCGGUGAGGUGGGACUAAAGGUUGGAUUUUAAGGCGGGGGCGGCUCCCGGAGACACGCGCUCAGGUUGGAAGGUGGGGUGAAUGGCCGGUCGGCGAGUGCACCUUACUCUGCACCCCUGCGCCCACCUUGGGAACUGCACGCGGCACCCUCACCCCCCACGCUGAUGAUAGUACGGCCUGCAGGCCUCCCCUGGCGAACGAAGCUAAUGGUUCGUUCCACCCCGCCCACACAGAGGCUGCCCACCGGCUCUGCAGCUUCUCGGGACUCCCCGUCAGACCAACUACAGAAGGGGUUUGGCCUUCGCCCUCAGUCUCUCUUAAGGGCAGGGGACGUUGUCUUCGGCUCUGACCCCGCACUCGGACCCAGACCAGGUCCCAGCCUCCGCCUUGGACUUAUGCCUAGGGAGCCGGCCAACCACCGCCUUCAGACCUUGGGGGAAAGUUCUGCCUCUGCUCUCAGGCUCUGA
Molecule: messenger RNA, 573 nt
Organism: Lynx canadensis (Canada lynx)
Lineage: Eukaryota; Metazoa; Chordata; Mammalia; Carnivora; Felidae
Gene: CE2H19orf73
Product: chromosome E2 C19orf73 homolog
Source: RefSeq, a predicted model, not a curated record